AUGGAUCCCUUUUACGAUCAAUUUGUGCUUCCAGCAUAUUCAACGCAGCAGCAGCAACGCAAAGGAAAACGGCCCUCAACAACAGCAACAGCAGCUUCUGCUGGUGCUAAUCGAUUGGACGUCGAUCCGACAAUCACUGAUCAGCUUUGGGUGGAUAAAUACGAACCGAGAAAUGAGAAAGAUUUAGCUAUCCAUUCGAGAAAACUUAAAGAUGUCAACGCGUGUAUCCAAACUUCGGCAAUCGGUACACCACCGGGUCGAUGCAACUGCCUCGUGUUGAGUGGUCCGGCAGGCUGCGGCAAAAGCACAACAAUUCGAACUAUCGCAAAGUCACAACGCUAUACAGUUGUCGAAUGGAGUGCUACAAGUACGGAGCAGUAUGUAUUCGGUCAAGAAUAUGAAUCCGGCAUGACCAAGUUUGAAAACUUUUUAAUACGCGCUACACAAUUACAGCCUCUGAGCGAUCCGAACGAUUCAUCAUCUGCUGAAAGCAGCAAUCGACAGCGACGAAUCAUAUUACUCGACGAUAUACCGGAUCUGACCUCGGAAGCUGUCAAAGCACGAUUUCACGAACUGAUUGUGUAUCAUUUACAAAACAACACACAGCCGUUUUUGCUGGUUAUCGUUGUCAGCGAAGCAUGGAUGCAAACGGACAGCACAAGUAGGUGGUGGGAUGCAAACAACAACGAAACCCGGCUCACGAACGUUCGUGAUAUCCUGCCUCCAGCUUUUGUUGCCAGCCCUCAGUGCACUGUGAUUGAAUUUAACCCUAUCACUCCAAAGAACAUUGAGAAAAUACUAUCUGCUAUACAAGACAACGAAUAUCGACGCACUGGCCAUAAAUUAUCCAAAAACCGCCUGACACAUAUUGCAGAACUUUCCCGUGGAGACAUUCGAAAUGCGAUCAACAUGCUUCAAUUCCACUGUAUACCCACUUCACCAUCCGAUGUAGUAGUUCCAGCAAAACGGAGACGAGAAGAAGAUCUUCAAGAGGAUGAUACACUUACCCAAGCACAACAUAGAGGGGCGCCAUUGGAUCUAUUUCAUGCAAUAGGAAAAGUACUUUAUGCAAAACGCGAUCUACAAGGACGACUCGAAUCUCCACCAGAACAAACAUUCGAUUUGCUACCAGUUGAUUCGAGUACGUUUCAGGCGUUUUUAUACGCGAAUAUACCCAAAUAUUUUGACAGCGACGAUAUAUCCUCAUGUGCAAAGGCGUUGGAUUGGAUAAGCUUAGCGGAUAGUAUGACAUCAACAGAAAGCUGGAUGGAUUCAACUCCAUCUCAAUAUCAAUGUUUAUUGGCAAUGCGAGGAGCUAUGCAAUCACGCACCAGACCCGUGGUGACAGUAGGAAGAAGUUUGACCCAAACAAAACCGGAUUUCUCUGCUUUAUCCGUCAAGCGAAAGGAGCCAUCGAUAGGAUUAUGGAAUCGAGGUCUGCAAGCGAAAUGCGAGACAGAAAAGGAAAAUCCAUCGGAUUGGGGUGAUGAUAUUCAGAACUUUAGUGAUGAAGAGUUCGACGAGAUCUUUGGUGAUGGCACUGACAUCCCGCGCUUUAGUGACGAGGAGUUUGAUGAUCUAUUUGGUGAUGGCACAGAUAUUGCAGAACUAGAAGGAUGGUAG
Messenger RNA from Zychaea mexicana, 1623 nucleotides. RefSeq names its product Rad17 cell cycle checkpoint protein-domain-containing protein. Gene Ontology annotation, biological process: DNA repair; mitotic DNA replication checkpoint signaling; DNA damage checkpoint signaling. The transcript has 10 exons. Gene Ontology annotation, molecular function: chromatin binding; ATP hydrolysis activity. The record is from RefSeq and is a predicted model, not a curated record. Bases 1 to 1623 code for a protein of 540 amino acids. Lineage: Eukaryota; Fungi; Mucoromycota; Mucoromycetes; Mucorales; Lichtheimiaceae.